Armigeres subalbatus is the source of this 4773-nucleotide messenger RNA. RefSeq lists its product as uncharacterized. The record is from RefSeq and is a predicted model, not a curated record. Bases 1 to 4773 code for a protein of 1590 amino acids. Gene Ontology annotation, biological process: DNA repair; telomere maintenance. The transcript is spliced from 10 exons. Gene Ontology annotation, molecular function: DNA helicase activity. NCBI's taxonomy places the organism in Eukaryota, Metazoa, Arthropoda, Insecta, Diptera, Culicidae.
AUGGUAGAAAAGCCGCAACAACCGGCGAUAAUCGCCUCCUCUACGAUAUUUCACGACGCCCGAUUGGAGCAAAGACAAAUCCAAUUCAACUUAAUCCGUGCUGAUACGGUCGUAAACUCUGAUCAUGAAGAUUCCGACGCCGGUGUUGUGAUGCAGUCCGCAAGAGCAGAUGUCGAUGAUGAGCGUGGUGACUUUGAAGAAAACGUGUCUGCUGUCGCUGAUGAUGGCGAACAUAUUUCUUCGCUUUUAACACAAGACAAACCCAAUUUCGAUCAGGCUGAUCGGGAGUUCCAGAAACGUUUCGUGGAAAACGAUUUCGGUAGUUUGGCAAUAAUCGGCCAAAUUAUCAACAUUCCAGUCGACGUGGCCCAGAUGGUAGGCGAACUUCCCCGCCAACUGGAUGACGACUAUGCUAUCAACGUGUGCAUCAAGAAACACUUCAUACACAAAUCAAGUUACUUGUCCGGCUACGUGAAGAAAGGUACCGUUAAAGCAUGGCUGAACUAUCUGGUUACUACACCGCUCUACAGGCGGAAUGGAAUUGUUUUCAAUGAAGAAAACUUGGCUGCGAUCGGACAAACAGAGCAGACGGAUAUUUCGGAGGAACGUAGGGCAGUAGACCUUGAAGUCGUCGACGAGAUGAACGAGGUAGAAAUGAUGAUUGGACAACAACAUACGCUCAUGUGGAAUGAAGACAAGUGUCUGGAACUUGCACCGGCACAAAAUCAGAAACCACUUUCCAUUAUCUACGAUGAGUUUGCUGAGGAGCUGUCUUUCCCUGAUAUUUAUCUUGGUCAUCCGAGAUGCUUCAACCGUGAAGUCCAUGUGACAGCGUUCAUGAUGGCUACUAGCGAGGUGCGACGUCGGGAUCGGCGGGGCGCGAGACCGGAGCAUAUUUUGUAUAUGGCCAUGAAAAUCAUGCGGCUGCGGGUAUCGGAAGGAUUGAACAAUACCUUUAAAUGCAUGGGCACGGCCAACAUAACAAGGGCGCAGUUGCAAGAUCGGGAAUUUUGGAAAGCUGUAUUGAGCCAAAGAAAACGGGAUGUUUUCGCCAUGAUCCGGCAGCUGGGGAAACCCACGAUGUUUUUGACGAUGAGUGCAAAUGAAAUUAGAUGGCCUCACCUACUAAGCAUUCUGCGGAAGCUUUCCGGUGGCUCUAACAUUGCGGAAAUGGACGAUAUUGUGCAACAGUUGUCUGCACUCCAGCGUGCUACACUUGUAAGCGAAGAUCCUGUCACGUGCUGUGCAUAUUUUCACAAGUUGGUAAACAUCUUUCUGCGCCUUCUGUCAUCGACCAGGUUGAGCCCGUUCGGCAAAUACCACGUUGUAGAUUAUUUUAAGAGGAUCGAGUUCCAGCAUCGUGGCAGCCCGCAUGCACAUAUUCUGCUCUGGCUGGCGAACGAUCCCCGUGAGGAUGUUUCCGAAAGAAUGCCCGCUACUGUUGAGUUGAUCGAUUUUCUGUGCUCCAUCAGAUCGGAAGAUCUGCCUGAGACCUAUGGCAAUCAGGUUCAUAAACACACGUUUACGUGUUUCAAGCGAAACGAUAAACGUUGCCGGUUUAAUAUUCCGUACUGGCCAAUGGAUCAAACCAGAAUUCUGAUCCCCAUUACAGCCGGGGAUGGCCGACUUCAACAGCUAAACAGAAAGGCAGCGAAAAUGCGAGAAGCUCUUGAAACGAAGGUCUACGAUAGCCUUGACGCGUUUCUCGUUGAUAGCAGUUGCACGUACGAUUACUACUUGGACGUGAUUCGCUCUUCCAUUCGCCGACCAACAGUUCUGCUGAAACGUUCCAUGACGCAGCUUUGGACCAAUCCAUUCAAUCCUUGGAUCGCUGAGAAGCUCAAAUCCAAUAUGGAUUUGCAGUUUGUGCUGGAGGAGUUUUCAUGUGCUGCUUAUGUUGUGGAAUACGUAAACAAGACCAACAGAGGCAUAAGUAGUUUACAUCGUGACCUCAUAAAGCUCCAGGAAGAGCAUCCAGACCAGGACUACAAUGGAUUGCUGAAGAAGGUCAGCAUAAAAAUGUUAAAUUCCGUGGAAAUGUCUGCCCAGGAGGCUGCUUGGUAUUUGCUUCGGCAACCGAUGUCAGAAGCCAGCCGCAAGGUUGAGUUUAUUGCGACAAUGUGGCCACAAGAGCGAAUAAAAUCCAAGAAGCGGAACAAACAGAUGGACGAAGAGGAUCUCGACGACAAUUCCACCGAUGUGUGGACGCUAAACAUCAUUCAACGGUAUGAACUGCGCCGAGGAAUGGAUGAUAUCUGCUUGGCGGAUUUCGCAGCAUAUUAUUCGGAAGAAAGAUCCACGAAGCAUUCAUAUAGACUCCGUUUAGUUCCCCGUGUAUUGCGUUGGUGCUCGUACAGUAUGGCGGAAAUGGUCGACUAUAAGCGUGAGAUGGUUCUCCUCUUCCUACCGUUCAGGAAUGAAGUCUGCGAUGUACUUGAUCGGAACAAGUUCCUGAAGUUGUAUGAAGACAACGAGGCCGCCAUUUUGGCAAAGCACAAGGAGUAUGACUGCGAAAUGAACUUGGAUCAGGUUGUGGAGGAAUACAUCCGCAUAUGCAGCGAAGACGAUGAGCAGCAGGUGAUUGCCGACCAGAAGCGCGAUGAGUUCGUCCGCACGAUCGUCAUGGAGCCGAAUGAUGACGAUAUUCACAACUUGCCAACAGGACCCUUGGCAGCUGUCGUCAAACAGCGAUCAAAUGUCUUGUCAAAGCAAGAAUAUUGUGAAAUGGUGCGUGCCACGAAUGCAGAGCAGCGGGAUUUGAUCGUGCAAGUAAUCCACAGCUUGCAUUCCUCUGAAGAAAACUGCAAACCAGUGCAAAUAUUCUUCACUGGCCCGGCGGGCUGUGGCAAAACGUUCACUUUGCGCAUUCUAAUGGAGACAGUGAACCGGUACAGCCAAGCUCAUAAUAAGCAGCACAACGCUUAUGUAGCAUGCGCAUCCACUGGAAAAGCAGCGGUCGCAAUAGGUGGAACAACAGUGCAUUCCGCAUUCCGGAUUUGCAUGUCGCGUAGGCAAAGCUCAAAGCUGAGUUUCGAGGCAUUACAACUGUACCGGAACGCCUUCGCCAACGUGAAGCUCAUCAUUAUCGACGAAACAAGCAUGCUGGGUGCUGAUGUCCUCAACACAGUACAUGUCCGGCUUCAAGAAAUCACGGGGAACUACGACGAUCCAUUCGGUGGAAUGCCGAUCGUAUUUUGCGGCGAUCUUCGUCAAUUGCCACCGGUCAAUGCACGGGCGGUGUUUAAACCGAGCAUAAACUCCAUGCAUGGCGCCGUUUUAUGGCAAUCUCUCGACUUCUACCCAUUGGUUCAAGUUAUGCGACAAACCAACGAGCAGUUCUUCAGCAUUCUCACAAAAAUUGGCAACGGUGAGCGGAUGUCGUCUGAGGAAAUUGAGCUUAUUGAAAGCAGGUUCCGUACGGAGGAGUGGUGUCGGCAGCAUGUCCCUCGAGGGAUCCGGUUAUUCCAUCGGAACGCUGAUGUCGAACGGUAUAACUCUGUGGCGUUGAUGGAUCGAGAGGCUGUCGAAUGUACUGCAGAUGACCUAUACUCUGGUUAUAAGGACAAUUCCCAGCUGGCCAGUGCUCGCACAAAGGUGCAUAAGAUGAGUGUAGUAGAGACUGGUGGCUUACCGUAUCUGUUGCGUCUUGUUCUUGGUACACCUUAUAUGCUGACCACCAACGUGGAUGUCGAAGAUGGCAUCGUGAACGGAGCGAUCGGAGAGCUCAUGCAUGUUGAGUACAACGAAGGAAACUCGCAGCAACAGGCAAUCACGAGGCUUUGGAUGGCAUUCGAAAAUGAGUCCAUUGGGAAGAUGUUGAGAGUGAAGGCCAGACCGCUGGUGUAUUCGAGACCUGGGGUGCUACAAACAGGCUGGACUCCAAUCGUCAAACGAUCGGCGAACGUAACCCUUAACGGUGGUGUUAAGUUCCAUAAGUCCCAGGGAGGCACAUUCUCGGAAGUCGUAUAUAAUUACGAUAAGGGUCAGGAACAGCAGCUAGUUUACGUUGGUCUUUCCAGGGUUACAUCAAUCGACGGAUUGUAUCUGACGAAUGCCAGUAACUCAUUCCGGUUCCACCACGGAAAGGACGAUAUCAUGGAAGCUAUAACCGCAAACAGGUUGGCUUGUACGUUGAUGAGCAUCAAUGUACAAAGUUUGAAUGCACACUCGUCGGACAUUGCAACAGAUCGGGUGCUUACCGCCGUUGAUUUGCUUGCAAUGAGCGAAACUUGGCUUGACAACGGCACAACCACAAACAUCAAUGGAUACCUUUGUGUUUGUCAAGAGAAGCGUGACGGAACAAGAGCGGGAGGAGCCGUUUCUCACGCCAUUACGAAGCUCAAUGAAAGCUAUGACCCAGUAUUGAGUGUAGCAGACGAAUAUGGGGACUGCUGUGCUGCAAAGGUUUCGAUCAUGGAAACCCGCACGUUACUGUUUGCGGUAUAUAUUUCACCAGGUACCACCCUGAAGCAAAAGAAAUAUUUCUUAGUGCGCAACCUCAUAAAGUACACCCAUGUUGCCAUGCCCGUGGUAGUGUCGGGAGACUUUAAUAUUGAUGUGACGAAAGAGGAGAACAGAGAUUUCAUCUGGUUCAUGAAGCAGUUUCUCUAUCUGGAUUGUGCUUCGGAUCCAACUAUAGCGACUACUCUGGGUGGCACAUGUCUCGAUCUAACGUUCACCCGGAACAUUCAGCCCAACAGUGGAUUGAUACAUCCUUCAACAUUCAUCGGGACCACGGCGUACAUCACUUCAAAAGGCUUCAAGCCAACAUAA